GGAGCUGAAGGAGAAGGGACUCCUCAACAUCAAAUGUCUGGCUACCUCCCAUUCAAAAGUCCUUCUUUGCAGACUUCGUGAGGUUUCCUUGGCAGUCACCAAAGAGGUGACCAACCUCCGCUCCAAGGUGUCUCACUCUGCAAUUGUCACUCUUGGAGAGCUCUUUGUGACCUUGAAGAAGGACAUGGACUCUGAGGUGGAUGAGGCUGCUCGGGUCUUGCUCCAGAUGGUUUGGAACCCCCCUGAGUUCCUUCAGAAAGCAGCCAGUCAGAGCCUGGGCAUCAUGCUGGAGAAUGUGACUCCUUCACGAGCAUUGACUGCUCUCAUGGACGGAGCCCAGCACCGCCAUGUCCUGGUGCGGAAUUGUGCAGCCCAACACCUGCUGACAGUGAUGGAGAAGAUCGGACCUAAGAAACUGGCAGACACACCCGUCAGGGCCGAGAGGCUGCUGUGCCUGGCGAUUUUUGAUCAUUUUGUCCCGAGGCUUUGUGAUUACAACAAGAAAGUGAAGCAGCAGGCGUUGGAGGCGCUAUAUUUGAUGAUAGUCACGCUCAGAGAUGCCUUAAACCCAGUGCUGAUUCGUCUGGUGGAAGCGAUCAUCAACAAUCUGAAUUCAAAGCACUUGGGCAUUUAUGGUGCAGCUGUGAGAUCACUGGAAGCAUCCACUGUUUACCUAG
Molecule: messenger RNA, 677 nt
Organism: Empidonax traillii (willow flycatcher)
Lineage: Eukaryota; Metazoa; Chordata; Aves; Passeriformes; Tyrannidae
Product: TOG array regulator of axonemal microtubules protein 2-like
Exons: 4
Biological process (GO): microtubule cytoskeleton organization
Cellular component (GO): cilium; cytoplasmic microtubule
Molecular function (GO): microtubule binding
Source: RefSeq, a predicted model, not a curated record